This is a messenger RNA of Exophiala spinifera, 1698 nucleotides long. RefSeq lists its product as uncharacterized. The coding region runs from base 1 to 1698 and encodes 565 amino acids. NCBI's taxonomy places the organism in Eukaryota, Fungi, Ascomycota, Eurotiomycetes, Chaetothyriales, Herpotrichiellaceae. The record is from RefSeq and is a predicted model, not a curated record. The transcript is spliced from 3 exons. Gene Ontology annotation, molecular function: magnesium ion binding; thiamine pyrophosphate binding; acetolactate synthase activity. Gene Ontology annotation, cellular component: acetolactate synthase complex; mitochondrion. Gene Ontology annotation, biological process: L-valine biosynthetic process.
AUGGAGGCCCUGGCAAAAGGCCUCUUGGUCAAGGACACCAAGUUCCCAAGGGUGAUUACCUGUCCGCACGAAAUGGUGGCGAUGUCCAUGGCGGAUGGGUUUGCUCGCCUUACAGGCCAGCCUCAAUGCGUGCUUGUUCAUGUCGACGUGGGAACACAGAUGCUUGGAUGCGCUGUCCACAACGCGUCGGUGGCUCGAUGUCCCGUCCUGAUUUUUGCCGGUCUAUCUCCGUUUACUCUCGAAGGCGAAAUGCGUGGUUCCCGUACUGAGUACAUCCACUGGCUUCAAGACGCGCCCGACCAAAAGGCAAUUGUAGCACAGUUCUGCCGGUAUACUGCAGAAUUCAAGACUGGUAAGAACAUCAAACAGAUGGUGAAUCGAGCACUACAAUUUGCCAAAAGCGACCCGUGCGGUCCUGUCUAUCUGGUAGGUGCUCGAGAGGUCAUGGAAGAAGAGGUCGAGCCGUAUCAUCUAGACCAGAGUGUUUGGGAAAGUGUUGCUCCAGCUGCACUUCCGCCAGACGGUGUCGAAACAAUCGUCAAUCUACUUUCGGACGCCAAGGAGCCCCUUAUCAUUGUCGGUUAUACCGGUCGCAAUCACGCAACAGUCUCUGAGCUCGUCAAUCUUGCUGAAGCCAUUCCUGGUGUCCGCGUCUUAGACUGCCUAGGAAGUGAUGUGUGUUUCCCAUACACUCAUCGAUCUUCCUUGGGUGUCCGAAUCGGAAAAGACGAGAGCAUCCGCAUUGCCGACGCAAUCGUUCUCAUUGAUUGUGAUGUGCCCUGGAUUCCGACACAAUGCACCACACGAACAGAUGCCAGAAUCGUUCAUAUUGAUGUAGAUCCACUCAAGGAGAACAUGCCAGUACACUAUCUACCAGCAUUUCGCAGAUACCGUGCCGACGCUCAUACUGCUCUAGUACAGUUGAACGGCUAUAUCUCAACACACCCUCGAUACUCCCAGUUGAGAGGAGAGGAGACAUACGUUUCUCGCUGGAAGGCGCUGGCGGAAGAUCGUAAACAGGCUCUCUCCAAGGCUGCCAAACUAGCUGCACCCCCAACGCAUGACUCUCUCCCGCCCAGCACUUCUUACCUCUGUUCAGAACUGCGGAAAAAAUGUCCCAGGGAUACUAUCUGGACUGUGGAAGCUGUGACAAAUGCCAUGUUCGUCUACGACCAGCUUCAGGUCGAUGAGCCAGGACACCUCGUCAAUGGUGGAGGAGGCGGACUAGGAUGGUCGGGUGGGGGCACUUUGGGCGUCAAAUUGGCCUCCGAUUGGUUAGCAGGAGGGCCAAAUAAGGGCAAUUUUGUCUGUGAGAUUGUCGGCGACGGCACUUACAUGUUUGGUUCGCCUGCCACCGUUUACUGGAUUGCACGAAGGUAUCAGAUACCAACAUUGACAAUUGUCUUAAGCAACAAAGGUUGGAAUGCUCCCCGAAAUUCGCUAGAGCUUGUCCAUCCUAAUGGAUACGGGUCCAAGGUGUCAAAUGAAGACCUGAACAUCUCAUUUACUCCGACUCCUGAUUAUUCUGGGAUAGCCAAAUCUGCAGCCGGAGGACAUGCAUUUGCGGCCGUUGUCCAAAGCGCUGCAGACUUGCAACGCUUGCUUCCAGAAGCUGUCAAGACUGUACUAAAUGGCACAUCAGCUAUAUUAGAGGUCCGCCUACAGGGUUCCUGGGACAAAAACGAGGCCAAACUAUAG